Linum tenue is the source of this 847-nucleotide messenger RNA. The record is from the annotation of a GenBank genome assembly. NCBI's taxonomy places the organism in Eukaryota, Viridiplantae, Streptophyta, Magnoliopsida, Malpighiales, Linaceae.
AUGGAAAGUGAUGACAUAGUAGGAGGAGGAGAUAAGCUAAUACUAAGAGGUCUGAAGUUCCAUGGGUUUCAUGGGGUGAAGCAGGAAGAGAGGUCACUGGGGCAGAAGUUUCUGAUCGAUGUAGAUGCCUGGAUGGACCUCCGAGCAGCUGGAAUCUCCGAUCAGCUGACUGACACCAUCAGCUACACUGAUAUCUACCGCAUUGUGAAAGAAGUUGUUGAAGGACCACCGCAGAAUCUGCUGGAGUCUGUGGCUCAAAAGAUUGCAACAAAAACUCUGACAAACUACCCUCGAAUCUCUGCUGUGCGGGUGAAAGUCGCGAAGCCUCAUGUUGCUGUACAUGGACCUCUAGAUUAUCUGGGGGUCGAGAUCCUCCGACGGCGUUGAGAUGUGGAUCUACCAAACGGUGAUAACUUGUGUUAACGUUGUGCGGGAAAUUAUCAAUCCCCAUCUACUACUUUGGGGUUUGUUACUUUGUUUGCUGCACUUUUGUCUGCAGGAAUAUGCAGAUAAAAUGCUGUCAGUUUUUCAAGCAUGCAACUUUGGUUCAUGUGUGGGCGAAAGCCUUGUAGUCCAGUAACCCAUCCGUGACAAUGCUAAGAUAGUACCCCAAAUGGGUUGGAUUCUGAGCCUUUAUAACUCUCCUUUCUUUCAAUCUAAGCUAGGUCUCAAUUCUACCCCACGUUCAAUGUUCAAGAAGACGCUAGGCGCUAUCUAGGCGAGGAGGCAUCGCCCAGCGCCCAGGCCGAUUAAUCGUUGCCUAGGCGAGAUUAAACGAUGAAAAAAAAAAUGAUAGAUAAAGUUGUUUUACAAGUGAAGAUGAGUGGAUUAUGGCAGAAAAGAUUUG